AUGGAAGCCUUCAAGAUACGCAUGCCGGAGACCGCCGCGGAGAGCACACGCCUCGCAAUGCGCGCCUUCAGCAUUGUCGUGGCCACCGACGAGAAGAACGGCAUCGGGGAUGGCAAUUCCAUUCCGUGGCACGUGCCGGAGGACAUGCAGUACUUUAAGAAGUUGACCACAAAUCUGCGUGGAAAGAACGUCACGCCGUCACUGGAAAAGCGUAACGCUGUUGUGAUGGGCCGCAAGACGUGGGACAGCAUACCCGCCAAGUUCCGCCCGCUCGCCGGUCGCCUGAACGUUGUGCUCUCUGCCACUCUCACGAAGGAGCACCUGCUGGACGGCAUCUCUGACGAGGCGAAGCGUGCAGCAGCAGCCGACGGCGUUGUCGUUGUGAACGGCGGCCUGGCGGACGCGCUGCAGCUGCUUGCGGAACCGGCGUAUGUGUCAAGCAUCGAGACGGUGUACUGCGUUGGCGGCGGCCGCGUCUACGCGGAAGCCCUCCGCCCGCCGUGCGUUGGCGUGCUGCAGGCAAUUCACCUCACCCUGAUCCAUGUUCACGAGCCGUCGUGCAGUGUGCACUUCUGCACUCCUGCGGCUGGCAGCGGGGAGGAUUGGGUGCGGGAGAAGGCGACGGAGGACCUCACGUCGGCGAAUGCCGCCGCCACCAAGUACCGCUUUGAGAAGUACGUGCCGCGCAACAGAGAGGAGGAGCAGUACCUGCAUCUCGUCGACCACAUUAUUCGCGAGGGGAGUAAGAAGGAUGACCGCACAGGUGUUGGCACGCUGUCGAUCUUCGGCGCGCAGAUGCGUUUCUCGCUCCGUGGCAAUCGCCUGCCGCUGCUGACGACGAAGCGCGUCUUCUGGCGCGGCGUGUGCGAGGAGCUGCUGUGGUUUCUGCGCGGCCAGACGAACGCGAAGCUGCUGAGCGACAAGGGCGUGCACAUCUGGAGCGACAACGGCUCGCGCGCCUUCCUCGACAGCCGCGGGCUGCACGACUACGAGGAGAUGGACCUUGGCCCGGUGUACGGCUUCCAGUGGCGACACUUCGGCGCGGCGUACACGCGGCACGACGACGACUACUCCGGGAAUGGCAUCGACCAGAUCCGGCAGAUCGUAGAGACGCUGCGCACGAACCCCGAUGACCGGCGCAUGAUACUCACCGCGUGGAACCCGUGCGCGCUGCACGCGAUGGCGCUCCCACCGUGCCACCUCCUCGCGCAGUUCUACGCGAACAACGGCGAGCUCUCCUGCAUGCUGUACCAGCGCUCGUGCGACAUGGGCCUCGGCGUGCCGUUCAACAUCGCGUCGUACGCGCUGCUGACGAUCCUCAUGGCGAAGGCGGCGGGAUUGCGGCCGGGCGAGCUGGUGCACACGCUCGGCGAUGCGCACGUGUACUCCAACCACGUGGAGCCCUGCCUGGAGCAGCUGCAGCGGGUGCCGCGGGCGUUUCCGUUCAUCGUGUUCCGCCGCGAGCGGGAGUUCCUCGAGGACUACGAAGAGGGCGACAUUGAGAUCGUGGACUACACGCCGUACCCCGCAAUCGCAAUGAAGAUGGCUGUGUGA
Molecule: messenger RNA, 1554 nt
Organism: Trypanosoma grayi
Lineage: Eukaryota; Euglenozoa; Kinetoplastea; Trypanosomatida; Trypanosomatidae
Product: dihydrofolate reductase/thymidylate synthase
Exons: 1
Coding region: 1-1554 (517 amino acids)
Biological process (GO): one-carbon metabolic process; dTMP biosynthetic process; tetrahydrofolate biosynthetic process
Cellular component (GO): cytosol; mitochondrion
Molecular function (GO): thymidylate synthase activity; dihydrofolate reductase activity
Source: RefSeq, a predicted model, not a curated record